AUGCUGGCGUUCCCCGGCCGAGCGCGCGCUCGGGCCGCAAGGCGACCCGGACCUUUCCCGGGAGCCGUUGCCGGCGACCUGUGCCCAGGCGCGGGGCCGGCCGGAUGGGCUCUGCCGCCGCCGGCGAGGGCGGGGGGCCGAAUUAGCCGCAGGCCCGGCGCUGCGCGCCUUCUCCCCGCACCCUCCGUUACGUGCCCCUGGAUCCCCGAGAGGGGCGAUGUUUCCCCAUCAGGAAAAGGUGCUUUGCUGCAAACUCGAGUGCAAUCGCCUUAUUUCCAGUUAACAUGGAUUGGCCAUCCCCCUGCCCGCGCCUCGUUUCUGGCUUACAGUCCUGGUCCUGCUGUACCGACUCGCCCGAGACCCUUGGUCUGUAAAGUAAACCGGGGCCGCCCGGAGACCCUUGCUCGGUCCUCUCCUGCGAUUCUGCUUCAGCCGGGGGAGGAAACGGUGACAGCCCCGGGGCAGGUGUGCUGGCUGGGGUUUGGGCAUCUUGGAAUACUUAGGGGAACGAACAUUCGUCAGGUUCAAGAAGAGGAAAGCAUUUUCAAGAGUAUGGUCAGUUGGGUAUCAUUUGAAAAGUUCAGAAAUAAAAUCCCGGACUUCCGCUUUUAAGAUCGUGUCUUCAGCUUAUGCACUUAACCCACCUGCUGCCUCACAGCCCACUGAAAGAAGAAGGAAACCUCUGUAGGACCAUUGGAAAAGAGGGAAAAAGCUGCUAUGGACACAAGAAAUGUGGAACUUCUGGAAUAUGUGAAACAGGAGAACCAAACUGAAAGCAAGAACAAAGCAGACUUGAAUAGCAGAUGAGGAAAAUGAAGGCUGGUAAGGCUCACUAACCUGUCCAAGGUCUCAUAGUUGUUGCUGCCGGUCCACCCAAUGGUUCUUCAGAUGGCUGAGUCAGGAGUCCUAGCAUCGGCCAUAAUCUGUGCUUAUAAUCAGACCUCAUUUACUACUUUCCCACAAACUGGAAUACAGUCUUACGUGGAAAAGGCUGCUAAAGGAGACUCCAACAUCAGACAAGGCAAGUCCGAAUGUGGAUGUGAAAGCUGGAGAUCUAGCUAACGUCUUGGACCACAAAAAUGAUAGCCACACCUCAAGGAUGGCAGAGUGGUGAGGUGGAGGGAGCCUGGCUUAAUGAAGACUGUGUGGUAGAGCUGCUACACCAGCCCCAGACUAAACUUGUGGACUUUUAUGUGAGAGAGAAAUAUCUUUUUAUCUCAUUUGUAUUACUCUUAUUUUGGAUCCUUCUUAUAAAUAAAUCUAAUUCUAACUCAAACAAAGAGGGUUAUCAUGAUUUACAGUACAUUGAAAGUUUCCUUUGUAUUUUCAAGGGUAGCUGUGUAUUUAAAAUUAUUUUAUAAUGUUUAGCAAUUUGUUAUAGGAUGGUGUUAUGGACUGAAUUGUGUCUCCCUAAAAUAUGUAUUGUAAAUCCUAACCUUUAUGUCUGUGGUUAUAACCCCAUUUAGGAAUGGGUUGUCUUGGUUUCGUUAAAGAGACAGGAUUAGCAUAGGGUGUGUCUUAAUUGAACCUCUUACAAGAUGUGAAAGAAGCAGAUUAAGGAAGCAGAAAUAGAAGAGAAAGAUGCUAAGCCACAUGAAGAUUGCCCAGGAGAGGAAGCUCAGAAGAGACAAGGACCUUCCUCCAGGACCAACAGAGAGAGAAAGACUUCUCCUAGAGCUGGCGUGCUGAAUUCAGACUUCUAGCCUUCUAAACUAUGAGAAAAUAAAUUUUUGUUUCUUAAAGCCAUUUACUUGUGGUAUUUCUGUUACAGUAGCGCUAGAUAACUAAGAUGGGGAGAUUGUAGCAUGUGCCCUACCCUCUCAAAAUGAAAGUCCCUUUGGUCACUUGUUCACUUUUUCUAAUCCAUUUUUAUAAGAAUUCCCUUUAUAUAUUUAGAAAAUUAGAUUUUUUUAAUCAUAAAUUUUACUAACACUCCCCCCUGUAAGUCUUUUGCAUGUUUUCUUUUUGUUUAAAUCAUUUUUCUUUUUUCUGAACGGAUGUUUAAUACUUAAGCCAAAACCAAACCCAUUGCUAUCGAGUCAAUUCCAACUCACAGUGACCCU
Loxodonta africana (African savanna elephant) is the source of this 2063-nucleotide messenger RNA. RefSeq lists its product as uncharacterized. The record is from RefSeq and is a predicted model, not a curated record. The transcript is spliced from 5 exons. Bases 1 to 612 code for a protein of 203 amino acids. Lineage: Eukaryota; Metazoa; Chordata; Mammalia; Proboscidea; Elephantidae.